UGACUGCGUUUAAGAGAUGGCGGAAAUUAUUUUGUCGAUAUUUUACGCUACUUUAUGUUUACCCUUUUGUAUUCCAUUCCGUCAAGCCAACCCACCAACGACACGAUCUCCCUUUCUCUUUCUCCUCUUAUCCAAUAUUCUCAAUCUCCGCCCAUUGCCGGAGAAUCCAUCUUUCUCCCAUCACCACCCUUCCAACAUGUCAACGUCACUCUCACUCUCACUCCUUUUACUCUCAUUCUCGCUCAUUUCUCUCUCCUUUUCCGUCGCGUCCGCCGCCGUCAACUCCUCCAUUGCCGACUUACUCUCUCGCCGUCAAUUGCGCAGCGGAAAUCUUUGCGAUCAACUUAUCAUUCCAAACGGAUACCCUUGCUCCGAACACUCUGUUGAAACAAAGGAUGGAUUUGUACUUGCUCUUCAGCGUGUUUCAUCUUCUCAUGUAAUAAGAUUGCGUCGAGGUCCUCCAGUGCUUCUUGUUCAUGGACUUUUUAUGGCUGGUGAUGCUUGGUUUUUGAACUCAAGGGAAGAAUCUUUGGGCUUCAUUCUAGCAGAUCAUGGUUUUGACGUUUGGGUUGGUAAUGUACGAGGGACACGAUGGAGUCAUGGGCAUGUAUCUCUUUCUGAGAGAGCUAAGGCUUUUUGGGAUUGGAGCUGGGAGGAUUUGGCUUUAUAUGAUCUUGCAGCAAUGCUUGAACUUAUUUAUCAGGAGACUGACUCAAAGGUUUUCCUUGUUGGGCAUUCACAGGGUACAAUUAUGUCUUUGGCUGCAUUGACUCAGCCAGACAUAUUGAAGAGGGUGGAAGCUGCUGCUCUUCUUUGUCCAAUUUCAUAUUUGGAACAUGUUAAUGCACCAUUUGUUCUUCGAAUGGCUAAUAUGUACCUUGACAAGAUGAUUCUUGCAAUGGGCUUUCAUCAGCUUAACUUUCACAGUGAUAUAGGGAUUCAGCUUCUGGAUUCUGUGUGCGAUGGACAUAUAGACUGUGGUGAUUUGUUGGCUUCCAUAACUGGGGGGAAUUGCUGUUUAAACAUAUCAAGAGUGGAUUUUUACUUUGAAUAUGAGCCUCAUCCUUCAUCAACUAAGAAUUUAGAGCACCUUUUCCAAAUGAUUCGUCAGGGGACGUUUGCCAAGUAUGACUACGGGCUGCUCAAAAACAAGAGAAUUUAUGGCUCUUAUAAACCCCCAAUAUUUGAUCUUAGUCUAAUACCUGAGUCGUUGCCUCUUUGGAUGGCUUAUGGGGGUAGCGAUGCUUUAGCAGAUGCGAUUGAUGUGCAACGCACUAUAAAGGAGUUGCCAUGCAAGAAAGAGGUUCUUUAUCUUGAUGCUUAUGGCCAUGUUGAUUUCCUCAUUGGUGUGAAUGCAAAGGAAGAUGUAUAUGGACACAUGAUUGAGUUUUUGAACACAUGGGGGAUAUCGAGCAGCAUCUAAGGGGUCUGCUGCAUUGUGUAUAUAAUGUAAACAUUAUUCGUCUAUUCAGAGCAGAUGAAAUAUUAGAACAGCAGGAUUAUACAUGUGACUAUUUUCUGGCACACAAUAUUGGACUAAUCAGAUUCCUAUCGAAUGCUUGGGAUGGUUUCGCUUUCUAUCCCCUGAGCUGUGGCAUUUCUUAUGUGAAUAUUUUUCUACACUGUAAUACAGCAUGCAUAGAAGUUAUUUGAUCUAUAUUAUCUACAAAGGUGGGGAGGAUGAGCAUAUAAUUUUUUGCAUAUCUGUCUUUCUGGGUCUGUGGCUAAUUUUCCCUUGCACUUACUGCAGAGUCUUCACAUGGAUAUCUAUUGUAUUGUACUAUAUUAUAUGUAAGAAUUGAUUCUGUAUGCACUAGUCUGUAGUGUAAUCUGUUGAAGUGUUAUAAUUACUGAUGUCUGCUGCUGCUCAGCAUCAUCUUAAUGUUAACGUAAUUUGGUCCUCUAAGAUGUAUUCUCUUCAGUUUAUAACUCCUUCUGCCCCUUCUUAUA
Messenger RNA from Amaranthus tricolor (Joseph's coat), 1950 nucleotides. Its product is annotated as triacylglycerol lipase 1. Bases 17 to 1423 code for a protein of 468 amino acids. Lineage: Eukaryota; Viridiplantae; Streptophyta; Magnoliopsida; Caryophyllales; Amaranthaceae. Gene Ontology annotation, biological process: lipid metabolic process. The transcript has 10 exons. Gene Ontology annotation, molecular function: hydrolase activity, acting on ester bonds. The record is from RefSeq and is a predicted model, not a curated record.